AUGGACGACGAUAGACUGGGGUCUUUCCAACAGUGGUUACGCAAUUCAAUUGCUCAACCGUUCACGAAUCCCUACAGUUUCAACAAGAAGUCUGCCAAACUGGAGUCGAGUAGGCAAUCUUCCCGAUCGGGCUCCCGCCGUGUGGCAGAGACCCGCAGUCGCGCUAAGGAUGAUGUUAAACGUGUUAUGCAGAGCGUCGACAAAGUCCGCAAAUGGGAAAAACGAUGGCUAACAAUUGGCGAAACGACGAUGAAGGUUUAUAAAUGGGUGCCUGUCAAAAGCGACGCGACCAAACCGAAAAAAGCUGGUUCAGACGCUCAGGACAAUAAAGACAGUAAUAAUAGUCACAAGGAAAACAGCAACAGCAACGCACCGACACCAGAAGCAGAAACGCCAUCAGGAGGCGGUGCGGGCAGUGGUUCAAGUGGGGGUGGGACAGAUGACAAGGAGAACGGAAACAACAAAAAUCAGGCGGACAAAAACGCUGCUUCUUCAUUAAAGGCCAAUAAUAACGGUGUCAUCGAUGAGUCACUGACUGGGUUUUCUGAGUUCAGUCAAGACUCAGCGGAUCUUGCCGGACCCAAUGGGUCGUCUUCAUCGGCACCAAGCAGACGGCAGCAACAGCAAACGACAAUAGGUGAAGAAAAUUCGACUGACGCCCAGUUCCCGAGUGGAGAUAACAAUAACAACAACAAUAACAGCAGCAAUGAUAACAUGGAUAUAUGAAGCUCAUGGAAGCCUCCGUGCACUCCCUCACACAUAGACCAUAAUCUGCUCCAUGUAUUUCUGUGUAGAAUAAUUGUCUCUGAUGAUGAGAUGGAUGGCUUCUGAAAAAGAUCGCAGUGCGGGAUGAAAUGGAAGAAACCCCCGUCACAUGUGUAUACUUUAAACCUUUCAUCCUUUGUAAAAGGUUCAAGUGACAGAAGAAUGAUCUACGACUAAACAUAAUGCGCGGGCCAAAAACAGAGCGGGCACUAGAACCCGCCGAAACAAUCGCACACGAUAAUAUAUAAGCUAAGCCCGUUUUCUAUUGGUAAAUUUGUUACGAAAGAAGAGAAUUAGCUUUAUUCCCGCCAACAUUAAUCGCGGGUGAUUUCCGACAGUAAUAGCCCAGCCUUGUAUUAGUACCGUGGUGGAAAAGUUAGGCACCACGCGUGAGCAAGUUUUGGGGGUUUUGAUAUAUUCGAGAAAUUGAUAGGAAAUAGUAGGGUGUUUCUAGGGGGAUAGGUAUAAAUUUUAUAGCUGUCUGAUGACAAAUCGCGGGUAGAAAGUGAUUAUCGUAAAAGUGACUGCUGUGAAACUUUGGCCUGCACCUAUUUCUCGAAGGCAUCAGGUUAUAGUGUAUAGGGAAUUGUGAUUAUUAUUAACUAUGAUUGUGUUUUAGUUAAAUGGUAGCAUGACAGCCCAGCCACGGAUCUCAAAAUUAGAAUUUGUCCUGUGUAUGCCUAAGUUGCCCAGCUACAAGUGUGUGUUUGGAUUCGCAUAAGUGUAUUGAAGUAAUGAAUACAGAACGUGUGAAAAACCUAUUUUCCCUCAUAUGAUACUGAUUCUAAUUACUACUAUAUUUUGCUAAUACAGCCUCACGAGGAAGACCCUAUUUUUAUGUGACACGAAAUACAUGUAUGAGUUAUGCAGCGCGGAGCCAAGUGUGUGCUAGCAUUGUGUCUAAUUUUCUACGGGAACGUCUGUCUAUGGUACUUGUUGUAUAUACUCAUCAUGUGAAAGAAUUAAAAAUUAGUAAUUGUCAAAUAGAAAUUCGUCUAUUAUGUAGAAUUAAUUAUCAAUUGGUAAUUUUAUAAUAGCAGUUAUUAAAACUAUUAUGAUUAAUUUCUCGAUCGUAUUUAAUUAACGAGUCAUAGAAGUACUCCGUUACGAAAGGUCAUGCGUAUUUAAUCUGUAAGCGCAUGUAAAAAAAAUCGUUUUUGCUGACAAAAACACGUUGUCAGUAAAACCGAUUUUCUAAGACCGAGAUACGGAACGAACAAUUUUAGGCCUCAGCGAAAAUAUCCUGAGCGAGAUGAUUAGCAAAGUGUGAAAUGCAUGUAGACAUUCGAAAAUCGCUAGGAAAUAUAAAAAAGCUAUUGUAUAUAAAUCUAUACCUAUGGUCAUUAACGUAUUCCGCCUCGGUUUACUCUAUAUACACAUCAAAGAUAUUGUACCAUUACAGUCACUGGUUAGGUACCGUUCAUCAAGAGCGAUAUCCAGCCUAUUGUAUGAAUAAAGAUAAUAACAUUAA
Messenger RNA from Varroa destructor (honeybee mite), 2236 nucleotides. RefSeq lists its product as uncharacterized. Lineage: Eukaryota; Metazoa; Arthropoda; Arachnida; Mesostigmata; Varroidae. The record is from RefSeq and is a predicted model, not a curated record.